AUGGCGUCAAGGAACUUCUACUACAUCACCAUGCUCCGAGACCCUGUGUCACGUUACCUGAGCGAAUGGAAGCACGUGCAACGUGGUGCCACCUGGAAGACUUCCCUUCACAUGUGUGACGGCCGGUCGCCCACACAGGACGAGCUGCCCACCUGCUAUAACGGAGACGACUGGUCGGGGGUCACGCUGCACGAGUUCAUGGACUGCCCUUCAAACCUGGCCAACAACCGGCAGGUGCGCAUGCUGGCCGAUCUCAGCCUGGUGGGCUGCUACAACCUCUCCACCAUGAACGAGAGCGAGCGCAACCCCAUUCUCUUAGCCAGCGCCAAGAGUAACCUGAAGAACAUGGCCUUCUACGGCCUGACGGAGUUCCAGCGCAAGACGCAGUACCUGUUCGAGCGCACUUUCCGUCUGCGGUUCAUUUCCGCCUUCACUCAGAUCAACAGCACGCGUGCCGCCAAUGUAGAGCUGCGUGACGACAUGCGCAGACGCAUUGAGCAACUGAAUUUCCUGGAUAUGCAGUUGUACGAGUUCGCCAAGGAACUUUUCCUGCAGAGAUACCAGUUCAUCCGCCAGCGUGAGCGGCAGGAGGAGAGAUUGAAGAGGCGAGAAGAGAAACGCUGGCUCAGGGAGCGCAGAGUCAACCAGAACAAACAGCCCAGUGUGGAAAACCAACCUCAGGUCACCACAACUGAGGACUAUGCCAGCCAAGUGGUCCAUUGGUGAUACCUCUUGGAAACAUGCACCGGGACACAGAGAACGUAAUGGCUCAAUUGAGGAAGAGAAGGUCACAUUUUGGGCUCUGUCAUUCAAUUUAGC
This is a messenger RNA of Carassius auratus (goldfish), 819 nucleotides long. Its product is annotated as heparan-sulfate 6-O-sulfotransferase 3-B-like. NCBI's taxonomy places the organism in Eukaryota, Metazoa, Chordata, Actinopteri, Cypriniformes, Cyprinidae. The record is from RefSeq and is a predicted model, not a curated record. Gene Ontology annotation, cellular component: membrane. Gene Ontology annotation, molecular function: heparan sulfate 6-sulfotransferase activity. The transcript is spliced from 2 exons. The coding region runs from base 1 to 726 and encodes 241 amino acids.